This is a messenger RNA of Rhipicephalus sanguineus (brown dog tick), 1656 nucleotides long. RefSeq lists its product as uncharacterized. NCBI's taxonomy places the organism in Eukaryota, Metazoa, Arthropoda, Arachnida, Ixodida, Ixodidae. Bases 1 to 1656 code for a protein of 551 amino acids. Gene Ontology annotation, molecular function: aspartic-type endopeptidase activity; nucleic acid binding; zinc ion binding. Gene Ontology annotation, biological process: proteolysis. The record is from RefSeq and is a predicted model, not a curated record. The transcript has a single exon.
AUGAGUGCCGGGCGGCCGCCAGAAUUCGGAGGUGCAGAUGGUACCUGGCCGACGUAUCGUGUUCGUCUGGAGGCUUACUUCGAAGCCAAAAACAUCGCAGACGAAACGAAGAAGCGAGCACUCCUGAUAUCGUCGCUCACGGACAGCGCAGUGGGAAUGGUUCAGGGGCGUUGCCACCCGAGGAAGGUCAACGAACUCAGCUACGAUGAAGUCGUUGGGCAUUUGGAAGAAUAUUAUACUCCGCAUGUCAACGAGACCGCUGCAAGCUAUGCAUUCUUCAUGCGAGCACAGAAAGCCGGUGAGUCUGUUCAGGAUUUCAUUGCCGAAAUUAGGCGGCUGGCGGAAAAGUGCAAUUUCGGGGCAGCGUUGGAGCGCAUGCUGAGAGACCGAAUUGUGUGUGGCGUGCACGAUGAAGAUGUUAGGCGACACUUACUGACGCAACGGAAGCUCACGCUAGAACAGGCAGAAUGCUUUGCAAUUUCGGCACAAGAAGCCGCUGAGAACGCCCGAAUAAUGCACUCUACAGAGCAAGGUUCGGUAAAUUUUGCACGCCAAAGGAGCCGGACUGGGAAAGCUCGGCCAAAGCCGGAUCUGUGCGGCCAAUGUGGACGGUGUGGUAACGAAAGACAUGCCGAGGAUGAAUGUAAACACUUGCGUACGGUGUGCCACAGGUGCGGCAAACGAGGCCACCUGAGCCGAAUGUGCCAGUCAGCCACAUCUAUUCACCGACAACAGAUGCCACAUGUGGAUAGACGACGGCAAGGGGCGUACGCAACGGUAGCUGAAGACUGCACAACCUCGGAUGAUAACGAGGCCUUGUACACCAUAGAGGCCGUCCUUCACCAAGAAGCAAGCAUCCGCAAAGUUAAACCCAUUUACAAAGUCGUCAGCUGGGAUAACGUUCCGCUAACAAUGCUGGUCGACACCGGAUCACCUGUAAGCAUCAUUUCAGCAGCGGUGUCUCGGAAAUACGAAAUGAAGUGGCCGCCGUUGCGAAAAACGCAGCUGAAACUGUCCUGUCUGUUGGGUGAACUUCCAGUGCUUGGACAACUAUGCAUGACGGCCAGAUGCGAUGGGAAGGAUAGGCAAGGCACGGUCGUAGUGGUCGACAGCUUGGGACCGUCGUUAUGUGGCAGAGACACGAUCAAGGCUUUCAAUGAAAUCGGAGUGCCCAUGCUGACAAACAUCGUCGCGAGCGUGCAACCGAUCAAGUUCAACGGACCCAACACGGGACUAGAGGCCCUACUCAGCGAAUAUGCUGACGUCUUUGCUCCUGGUCUCGGAUUGUGCAAGGGACCUCCGGUGACAUUCCAGUUGAAAGAAAACGUGGUUCCACGGUUUUUCAAGGCCCGGACUGUACCUUACGCCUUGAGGGACAAGAUGUCGGAUGCGCUGGAUCAGCUAGUAGCCCAAGACGUCCUCACGCCUGUGAAAACCGCCGAGUGGGCAACACCAGUCGUACCCGUUCUAAAGAAGGAUGGGUCGCUCAGAAUUUGCGGAGAUUUUCGGAUGACGGUCAAUGCGGCCACUGCGACGGAGCAGUACCCGUUGCCACGAGUGGAGGACAUUUUUGCGAAACUGAAUGGCGGGGAAGUUUUCACGACGUUGGACCUGCGCCAGGCCUACAACCAGCUACCAUUGGAUGAGCACGCUUAG